This is a messenger RNA of Clupea harengus (Atlantic herring), 946 nucleotides long. It is a transcript of the gene ppih, whose product is annotated as peptidylprolyl isomerase H (cyclophilin H). Gene Ontology annotation, cellular component: cytoplasm; intracellular membrane-bounded organelle. Gene Ontology annotation, molecular function: peptidyl-prolyl cis-trans isomerase activity; cyclosporin A binding. NCBI's taxonomy places the organism in Eukaryota, Metazoa, Chordata, Actinopteri, Clupeiformes, Clupeidae. The record is from RefSeq and is a predicted model, not a curated record. Gene Ontology annotation, biological process: protein folding; protein peptidyl-prolyl isomerization.
UCCUAUGUGAGCUUCCGUAGAAAUGUACUCUGUCGGCACUUGUACUUUCCAUUCGAAACGUUGACUCGAAUCAACUGCACGCUGUACUGUUUAUUAACUUUAACAUUUACGAGAUUACGAGAACAACGUUUUAGAUUUCAACAUGAAUGUCCAGCCAUCGAAUCCAAACAACCCAAUUGUGUUUUUUGACGUCACCAUCGGCGGGCAGGAUAUCGGAAGAUUGAAGAUUGAGUUGUUUGCAGAUGUUGUUCCAAAAACGGCAGAGAACUUUCGGCAGUUUUGCACGGGAGAGUUCAGGAAAGAUGGUGUCCCCGUCGGUUUCAAAGGCUGCACGUUCCACAGGGUGAUAAAGGACUUCAUGAUCCAGGGAGGAGACUUUGUUAAUGGGGAUGGAACUGGGGUGUGCAGCAUCUACAGAGGUCCUUUUGCAGAUUGAAAACUUCAAGAUGAAGCCACUUCCGCUCCAGGUCUCCUGGCUAUGGCUAACAGUGGGCCCGGUACUAAUGGAUGCCAGUUCUUCAUCACCUGCACAAAAUGUGAUUGGCUGGAUGGGAAGCACGUGGUGUUUGGCAAGGUGGUGGACGGACUGCUGGUCAUGAGGAAAAUCGAGAACGUUCCUACGGGCCCCAACAACAAGCCCAAGCUGCCCAUACUCGUAGCCCAGUGUGGGGAGAUGUAACCACCCCGGCGCCCUCCUGCCCUUCCUCCACCCCGGCGCCCUCCUGCCCUUCCUCCACCUGUUUGGACCGACUUCUUUUUCUACUCCGACUUCCUGCCCGUGUGUGGAAAUAUUUUUACUUACAAUAAUGAAAGUGUGUGUGUGUGUGUGCGUGUGUGUGUAUAUAUGUAAUCUUCAUGUUGUCCCCAAGAUGUCGAUGUUGACAUGAGUAGAAGUGGUGUGUGUAUGCUGGAGUGGGGAUGGAGGAUGUGGUGUGUAUGAGAGACC